GUUCGCCGCACGCUGCCUCGCGAGAAACGAUGCGAGAUGCGAAUGCCGAAGGAUAAUCACGUUAAGAUAGCGACGUACCUUAUUCGAACAGGAUCUCGCAAUGCUGUAAAAUUGAUCGAACGGGAGUGUCCUUGAUUAUUUGCAGUGACAACACGAUAAUUUGAUCGAGCGCACGGAUGAGGAAGUGCACGAGCGAUUCUUCGUUUAACUUCACUCGUGAAAGACAAAAUGAUCGGUGAAUAAAGAGAGAAUCGGACGAGCGAGAUUGCAACUUUUUAAUUAAGUGCAAAUAAGUGAUUUGAUUAAGAACUGCUCGUUUUUUUACUGCGAUACGUUAAAUAGAUUCUUUUUUAUAUGCAGAUUUUCCGCAGAUUAAUGAAAUAAGUGGAUUUAAGAAGAGACAUAUACAUACACGAAGAUUCGACUGAUAAAAGUGUUAUAAUUUAUAAACACUGACGAUCUCUUCAUUUUAAAGAAAUAAAUAAAUCUUGAAGAAAUAAAUAAACCUUGAUUUUAAAAAUUUAAUAAUUACGUGCAAUUAUAAUUUGAUCGACAUUGUAUAAACUUACUUAAAACAGUAACAGUGUAAAUUCCUACACAGGCUGAUUCACAAACAGAAGGGUAAUAAUUCAAGCUGUCAUUAAAUGGAUAGCAACUAUUUCCGUUCUUCCCGUGUGUUUAAUAGCAUUCAUAUGGACGCCAACUGUCCGAACUUGAAUCAGCUGGCGUAAACGCAACUUAAGACAAAGGAAAGUCGAGAUACAAGUCGAACGAAGAAGUGGAAACAAGUGCAAGCAAGUAUUUAUUUAAUUGUGUCGUGAAACUUUCAAACCUUCAUAAGACGGAUUUAAUCACUUAAAGGAACUGGUUUAAAUACGAUUUAAAAUAAUCUGAGAGCAGAAGGGAAAGUCUUUCCAAGAAGAGGUUCUUUCUGAAGAAGGGAAAAGAAAACCGACGAUCGCACGUGUUAAUCGGCGACACGUGAAUUCUAUUUUUACAGAAACUGAAAUAAAAUAUACAGAGAAAAAAAAGAGACGCGAGUAUAAAAUAAAAAUAGAGCCGCAGCUUUGAAAUAUAUAGCUGCAAGGUGACGGAAGUGACGAAUCGAGGAGUAGCAAUUUGGAACGUAACGUAGAGCGAUGUCCGGAGAAGGGAUAAUAAUAAGGAGAGAUCGUUUGCGUUGGAUAAACGAGUAAUUAUAUUUUACGUCACAAUGUCCACGACAAAGUUAGUUUUGCUCGGUCUAGUGUUAUCCUCGACAGGAGUGUCGUCGGAAUCGCACCUGGCGAAAUGUUGCCCGCCAGGAGAGAUCUUCUCGGGCUAUUCCACCGUAGAGUGCGUUUCAAAACCGAGAAACGUGAUAGAGCUUUACGUUCACCAAUGGAACACCACCGUGAAGCACCAAGGAAUUCCUCAGUGCGACGAACCCGAAGAUCUUGUGACAACGUCGUUCGGCGAUCUCGAUUCCAACAAUUUCUUAGAGGUGCCGGCUUGCCUCGAGAUACUUCACGACCAAGUAAAUGGAGAGAGCACCGUAAUAGUCGUUCAUUGUCGGUCGAACAAAGAUCGACGGGUGAAAGCGAUUAACGCAUCCUUUCCGCAGCUCGCAUACGUCAGAAAAUGUUGCCCUCGCGAUACGAUAUUCGACAGCCGCACGAAAGCAUGCGUGUCUCGAUUAAGUGAAUCAGAGAGUCUCGUAGCGUUUUUGAGAAAUGGGUCGGAUGACGCAGAUCUUGUGACGAUAGCUACCGAAGGUCCGCCCACGUGCAAAGGGCCGAUCGUUGACUAUGAGAUUGACGAAAACGAUGUCUUCUUGCGGAACGGUACAUAUACGGUGAUGGUUCCAACGUUCAAGAAUAGCUUCGUCAAAGAGGAACUUUCGGUUACCGAGGAUAACGCUUGCCUCGACAUGACGCCGGAUUCUGAAUCGGAUCGAACAUUGGUAGCGCGUGUCUGCAGAGACCCGGAAUUCUGUGAUGGGAACGCCUGUAUUAGAAAGUGCUGCGCCGAAAACGAGUUUUUUUACGCCCAGGGAUGUAAUAAACUCGCUGUACCCGGCGAACCGACCGAGUUUCACGUGGCCCUCGCAAAUGCUGUUAGUCAAACGAAAUCGUCCGCCUUCGACACGACCAGAGACUACGGAGUCUUGAUUGGGAAGCCGUGUAAAUAUGGCAUGUACCCCACGGAUCCAAGAGAAGAAGAAUGGUUGCUGACGUCAGAGGGACACGUUUUUGUCGAAGAUUAUGCGUUCUACGACCAGAACAACUAUUGCAUGGACAUCUUUUACAACAAAUCGGAAUUCGAUCACAACUUCCACUUAUUCAUAUGUUUCGACAGUCCAGCACUAAAGGAGGUCUCAGUAAGGUUCCGGAUGAACACCGCCCUGCAGAUCACCAGCUGCGCCUUCCUGCUGAUGACCCUGCUGGUGUACGUGUGCCUGCCGAGUCUGCAGAAUCUUCACGGGAAAACGCUCAUGUGCCACGUGAGCAGCCUCCUUCUGGCCUUCACCUGCUUGCCCAUCAUCACUUGGAUCACGCCCGGUGACGAGACCGAGGAACGAAGUACGACGACGUGCAAAGCCUUAGCUUACACCGCGCUUUUUUCUUUUCUAUCGGCGUUUUCCUGGCUUAACGUCAUGUGCUUCGACAUAUGGUGGACCUUUGGAGUUUUGCGCGGCAGUACGUUUACGAAGGCCGCCGAGCAUAGGAAAAGAUUUCUGUUAUAUUGUUUAUAUGCGUGGGGCCUCUCCUUCCUGGUGUCAAUCCUCGCCAUCGUUGCCGACAGCACGGAUAUCCUGCCGGACUAUCUGCAGCCCAAUAUUGGCAAUAGUGGCUGUUGGUUUACACAAAGACGGAAUUCGUACGGAGAAUUAACUUUCUUCAUUGGACCGGUGACGAUUAUGUUGAUAUCCAACGUGAUAUUUUUUAUUCUCACGUCUACGCAUUGUAAUAAGGUGAAAGCGGAAAUAAAAAGGGUAACUACGGACCCCAUGGAUCCCAGAAACAAGCGAUUUCGUUCCGACAGGAGAAGAUUUGUCAUGAACGUCAAACUGUUCAUCGUCAUGGGGAUGUCCUGGAUUUGCGAGGUGGUAUCGUUCUUCCUGAUAAAAUAUGUAGACUACGAGCAGUGGCAUCACGUGUUCUUCUACACGAGCGACGUCUUCAAUUGCCUUCAAGGUCUGCUGAUUUUCAUUCUCUUCGUCUUGAAGAGUCGCGUGUAUCAAGCGCUUCGCAGACGAUUGGGAUUGAAUGCGAACCCAAAGAAACCGACGUGCAACGCGACCACGACUUUGCACGAUCCUUAUAGAGUCAGGAAAAGCGCGAGUAGCAGUACGUUAACGACUACGUUCGCAAUUAAUUCGACGCCAUAAGGUAAAAAUUGAGGCUAUUUAGAAUGAAUAACUUAUGUCUUUCUCUUUGCAUAUAUUCUCGCGUGUUAUUCGAGUCACGUCCAAUUUGUGAUUAUCUUAUACUCCUGUCAGCUAGAAUAAAUAAAAAUCUUCCUGUCCUGUCCAAUAUUUUAUUAAGUAAACUGUAUUCAAUAGUUAGCAUAUUUUAUAUAAUAAAGUAAUUAAUAACGUAAUAACGAGAUACGUAAUAACCUUUGCUCAUCGUUAUGAAUUAUAUUUCAAACAAGAUUAAUUUGCUACUCUGGCAUGAUUUUAUUAUUCUCUUGAUAACGGGUGGGUUGACAACUGACAGGAAGAAUAAUUGUAUUUAAUUGGACGAUUUAGCGGCACGCAAAUACGGAUAUGAAUAGAGCUUGAUGUAGAACGCACGAUAGUAUAAAGCUUCCUUUCAUAUUAGUCCGUAUUUCGGUAGUGGACCUAUUCAUGAUUAUUGCCAUUCUUGGCUCUCAGAAAUAUCUGCUAAGAAGUUCUGAAAAUGAUAAGGUUCUAUAUCGCCGAACUUUUACGAAUGUUACAUUUAUCUUGCACCAAUUACGCCAGAAAAUGUCACUAAAGAUACCAAAGGUUAGAUUAA
This is a messenger RNA of Temnothorax curvispinosus, 3983 nucleotides long. Its product is annotated as G-protein coupled receptor Mth2-like. Gene Ontology annotation, molecular function: G protein-coupled receptor activity. The record is from RefSeq and is a predicted model, not a curated record. The transcript is spliced from 9 exons. Gene Ontology annotation, cellular component: membrane. Lineage: Eukaryota; Metazoa; Arthropoda; Insecta; Hymenoptera; Formicidae. The coding region runs from base 1214 to 3370 and encodes 718 amino acids. Gene Ontology annotation, biological process: cell surface receptor signaling pathway.